AUGAAAGCCCGACAAGUCUUCGCCCUUGUGGCAAGUCUCUUACCUUCACUCGUGAAGGCUGACGUCCUAACACCUCUCCCACAAAAAGCAAGCGAAGGCGCGAUCAAAUUCCAGCCUGCGCUAGAUUUCGACGAAGAUGUUUGUUAUUACACGGCGGCAAUCGAUGCCCUGGGAGAGGUCAAUAACGGUCUUCACAACAAAAACCAGCGACAUUCUCACUGUCGACAUCCCAAUCGUCUCGAGAAUCUCAACGUCUAUGUUCGCCAAAGGUGCAACGGUGGAUGGUGUGCAUACGUUUACGAUUACUAUGCAGAAAUGGACAAUCCCCCUUCACUUUCCACCGUCGGCGGACAUCGACAUGAGUGGGAACAUGUCAUCGUCUGGACAAAGUACACUCACACCGAUAAAAUCGGCUGGCCUUUAGACGAGACGGUCGAAUACGUGAGCACGAGCGCACACGGUGAUUUCUCCACCCACCACGCCAGACACUUCUCCUUCGAAUUCACCCCCGACGGAGGCAUGCACCCGCUCAUCGUCGUCCACCACAAAGGCGCCCUCAACGCCUCCCUCCGCCCGGCCUCGGACGACGACGUGAACAAAGACCCCGAAAACUGCACCGACGCCUGGGUCCUGGGCGCCCUUCUGUCGAUGGAAGCCUUGGAGAAAAAUCUGAAGCAGGCGUUGGAGGACAAGGAUUGGGGAGGUCCGAAUGCCGCGGUGCUUCACGAUCUGAAUCGUUAUCUCAAAGAUGCGAUUCCGCGAGAGGCGAGGGAGGAUGGGUUUGAUCCUGAGUUGGAGAAUUUGCAGCUUCCGUUUGAACUGAAGGGGUAUGAGAGUCAGGUUUCGAAUUAUGGGUGGGUGAGGGAUCCGGCGGAGAUUCGGGUGGGAGAUGAUGAGUGA
Pseudocercospora fijiensis CIRAD86 is the source of this 900-nucleotide messenger RNA. RefSeq lists its product as uncharacterized. The transcript has 3 exons. The coding region runs from base 1 to 900 and encodes 299 amino acids. Lineage: Eukaryota; Fungi; Ascomycota; Dothideomycetes; Mycosphaerellales; Mycosphaerellaceae. The record is from RefSeq and is a predicted model, not a curated record.